AUGUUGAGGGUGUUCAAGGCAACCACGUCGCGCCUAUCACUCCUUUUGUCAUUCCUUCUCUUGACCACCUUCUUACCGGACGAGCCCUUCCGACUGGCACAUGCAACGCAGACACUCCAUGUGAGAAUGCGGCUUGCUGUGGUACCAAUGGGCUUUGCGGCUACUCUCCAACAGAGUGCGGCAAGGGCAACUGCACGUCGAACUGUGAUGCCAAAGCUCAAUGUGGCCAUGUCUGCUGUUCUGAGUUCGGGCUGCCAAAAAGAUUUUGGCGGUUGCGGCAAUGUGACAAGACCAUCCUGUUCAGGCAAUUCUGUCUCCAAGCGCACAAUUGGUUACUACGAAGGAUGGUCAAACACCCGCACUUGCCAAGCAGUGUCGCCGGAGGAUCUCAACCUGAACGGAUUUUCUCACAUCAACUUUGCUUUUGCAUUCUUCGACCCGCAGACUUUCCAGAUUGCUCCCAUGGACACCGAGACUGGGAAACUUUACAGCCGCUUCACAGCACUCAAGAAGAACAACGCCGGGCUAGAAGCCUGGAUCUCCGUUGGCGGCUGGUCUUUCACUGAUCCAGGAGCUACUAGGACAGCCUUCAGCGACAUGACGAGCACGUCUGGAAACAGGCAAAAGUUCAUUUCUGGUCUGAUUGACUUCAUGGAGCACUAUGGCUUCGACGGCGUUGAUCUUGAUUGGGAGUACCCUCAAGCCGACGACAGAGGCGGCGUCACAGCAGACAAGAAGAACUAUGCUCUGCUUACCAAGGAGCUCAGGGCUGCUUUUGGCUCCCGCUACGGAAUUUCAAUGACGCUGCCGACGUCAUAUUGGUAUCUUCAGCAUUUUGAUCUUGCAUCGAUUGCGGCAGAUAUCGAUUGGUUCAACUUCAUGGCCUACGACUUGCACGGAACUUGGGACGCUGCGUCCAAGUUUGUCGGGCCUUACCUUGCACCCCAUACCAAUGUUACUGAGAUCGAUAUGGGUCUCGAUCUCUUGUGGAGAGCUGGCGUUAAGCCUGCCAAGGUCAUUCUGGGCCUUGGGUGGUACGGACGCAGCUUCACACUCUCUGACCCCUCUUGCAACAAACCUAAUGGCGUUUGCCAAUUUUCAGGCGGUGCCUUGGCAGGGCAGUGUUCUAACGCAUCGGGCAUCUUGACUCUGCAAGAGAUCAACUCGGUCAUUGACUACAACGGCGUCAAGCCCGUGUGGGACAAGGACGCCAUGGUGAAGUGGAUUACCUGGGAUGACAACCAGUGGGUCUCGUACGACGACGACGACACCUUUGAGCAGAAGCGCAAGUUUGCCAACUCCCACUGCUUGGGAGGCACGAUGGUCUGGGCCAUGGAUCAAAGAGACCAGGGAGAGGACAACGGCCUGGCUCCCGCAUCCGGAGUCACGACUGGUCAGCAAGAGGAUGCCCAAGAAAUGGCUCAAGGACUUGCAGCCGGAGUCUCAUGCUACACGACAGAUUGCGGAGCGAGCUGCAAGAAGGGCACUAAUCCAGUCACUCAGAUGAAUGGACAGCCUGGUAUGCUCUCAACCAGUGAUCGCUGCGAUAAGAACAAGUAUCGCACCCUCUGCUGCGAUGAUGGCACAACGAUGGGCACUUGCAAGUGGCGUGGCUACCGCGGUCUAGGUCUAUCGUGCAUGAGUGGCUGCGAUGACGAGGAGACUGAGGUCCUACAGGAUACGAAUAACCACAGCAAGAACGGCGACCAGACAUGCACUGGGGGUAUCCAAAGUUACUGCUGUAAGGGCUUCGAAUCAGCUCCGACGAAAGAAGAGCUAGAGGAGGAGGCUAAAGAAAAGGCCGAGGAGCUGGCCGAGGAGGCGGCUGAACAAGCAGCUCUCGACAUUGCAGCCAAGGCUUUCUGUCGACUCGCCAUUCCUGCUCUCUUGGCACCCCUGGAGUUGAUCGAAGCCGCCAUCCCGAUUAUUGGCGAAAUCCUGGAUAUCGCUGAGAUUGCUGCGACGCCAGCCCUGAUUCAACUUUGCACUGAUGGCAUCGAGAAAGAGGGCAAAGCUGUGUUCAAGGUUUUCGGCAAGGAACACUCCGUUUCGUUCGACAAGCCGUCCAAGACAGUGUCACGGCCGCCAAAGUCUAGCCAUUCAUCGGCAAAAACCUCUUCAUGUCCUUCCAACGUCAAGCGAGCAGAUGACGGGAGACCUUGCAAAAGACAAAAGCGCUACAUGACUUCGCAUCGAACUAGUGAAAUCGUAGUAUCGACCAGCAGGCUUCCAGGCAACGGCUACAAGAUUCCUUGCGCCGGUGGUAACGGUGUCUAUCCGGAGGCUUGUAAGAACUACAAGUCCAUCGUGGAUAACUACCCCAAGUACAAGACCAUCACUUGCCCUUACCGCAAGGUCGACGAUAAGAAACGCCCCAUCACGGGAACCUUUAAUCGACAGCGGUCGACGGCACUCUGGGAUCCCGUCAUCAAUGCGCCUAACGGAUGCUCUCCAGACGAAUACCCGCCAGCGGUCAUGGCACCUGUGAACGAUGGGUACAGCUUACUCACUUCUAUGAUCAAGGAUGGUGACACGGAGGUACGGAGAUUCCUUAGUGCGAAGCCACCUUCGGUAGAUGGUCAGAUGGUUCGUUAUCUCGACCUCGUCGACAACCGGGAAGCCGGAAAGAUCUUUGACAAAUGCCGACAACCACCUGUGGCCACUGAUUUAGACACUACCGUCACCGUCAUCAACCCAGAUGCCCGAGUCCCCAUCGAGUGGCAUCUGACCAAGGUGGCACUCUCACGUCUCGUCUGGGAACUCGACUUUGACGGCCUCCCUGAUGACUCUGACGAUUACGGUAUCGCGGACAAUAUCUGUGUACCGACGAUCAACGGAGUAAAGCACCCCGGCUACGCUCUCCUCAAUGAGGAUGUCUACUUUGAUAGUCACCAGGAGGAAGCAGACCUGAGAGACACGUGGCCCAAUGGUCCUGCGCAGAAGCGUUGGGUCGAGCCAGCAGGCUUGGUGGUGGAGGGUGUCAACUCCACACGGGUGGCAACGCCAGAGGAGCUGCGCGAUCACCUCGGCUUCGAUGAGUGCACGAAUAGCAAUUGCUCGCGAGAGAUUGAGAAGCUGAAAGAUGUGGCCAGAAGGUUCAGAGACACGGCCGAGAUGGUGGCCAACUCGCCUGCUGAAGCGCCGGCCCCUGAGCCAACACCGGUCCAUGAACACAGCGUCGUUCAAGCCCUUCCUCCGAGUCAACCUGGACGGUCGUUCGACUCUGAUAUUCCUAUGUAUACUGGUAUUUGA
Molecule: messenger RNA, 3252 nt
Organism: Colletotrichum godetiae
Lineage: Eukaryota; Fungi; Ascomycota; Sordariomycetes; Glomerellales; Glomerellaceae
Product: family 18 glycosyl hydrolase
Exons: 10
Coding region: 1-3252 (1083 amino acids)
Biological process (GO): carbohydrate metabolic process
Molecular function (GO): chitin binding; hydrolase activity, hydrolyzing O-glycosyl compounds
Source: RefSeq, a predicted model, not a curated record